Molecule: messenger RNA, 2293 nt
Organism: Rosa chinensis
Lineage: Eukaryota; Viridiplantae; Streptophyta; Magnoliopsida; Rosales; Rosaceae
Exons: 10
Coding region: 805-2145 (446 amino acids)
Source: RefSeq, a predicted model, not a curated record
AAACCAAGGUUACAAAGAUUAUUCAGAUCUAGACACACAUCGAAUGACAUGAGAUGGCAUAAAGAUAAACGAGUUGAUGUGGAGGGUGAGAUGAGGCAUCCGGCAGACUCUAUAGCUUGGAAAGAGUUUGAUAAGAUGUACCCUGAUUUUGCGAAAGAUCCACGAAAUGUCAGAUUAGGCCUUGCAACUGACGGCUUCAAUCCUUUUGGGAACAUGAGUACUUCUUAUAGUAUGUGGCCUGUGGUGGUGGUUCCGUAUAACUUGCCCCCAUGGAAAUGCAUGAAAAAACCAUUCUCCAUGUUGACAUUAUUGAUUUCAGGACCUCAAUCACCGGGAAAAGAUAUUGAUAUAUUUUUGCGUCCGUUAAUUGAUGAGCUUAAGGAGCUAUGGGAGAAGGGUGUUGAGACUUAUGAUAAGAUGACUGAAUCUUAUUUUACCAUGAACAAUUAUAGUUUUUAUUCCGUAAUUAUGAAUAUAUCAAAUCAAUUAUAGUUAUCUAUGCGAAAUCUUCGUACGCCAUCCUUCCUAUUCUUCUAUCGAACAAGCGGGAAAAUUAGGCGGGAUGUGCAGAGAGAGUAGGCGGGAUUUUGAGAGAAAAGAUAGGAGUCCUAAUUAGGACUCUUCCUAACCCAAAAGAGAUGGACGACGAUAUAAAAGGGAAUCGGCUCUGUUCAUCACAACAUCAACUUCGACUCUUUCUCUGCAAUCUUCAUUUUGAAGGAUUACGGGUAUUCUUCGUUCAAUUUUCCGGUGUUCAAUUUUCCAGAUUGAAGGUGUUUAGGACCAAACACAUCCACGAAAACAAUGUCCUCUCAAUCUCUGCAACUUGGACGAGGAAAAAUGAUAAGGAAGCCUGCUAAUGCAACAACAAGAGCAUCCAAAUUAGCUUCUCAGCUACCAUCACAAGCAGCACUAAGAGCAACUUCUUAUGCAGCACCCACAACAACUGAACUGCCAUUUGAAGAGCCACAAGCUGAUCAACAUCCUACAGCUCACAACUCAGAGAAUUCCUCUACCCCUGCUGAAUUGAAAAAAACACGUGGCAAAACAACUGGGAAAGGUAUGAUUGAGAUGAUUGCUAGCAAUGGCAACAAGAAGGUGGAGAUAAUAUUUGACCAGAAGCAUUGGGUCCCAAAUACUGAGUACAGCAAUAAGAAGUUCACUACCGCUAUAGGGAUUGAGGUUCGAAGGCGAGCUCCGGUAUGUUACCGCGGAUGGAAUAAGAUUUCAGGAGAUAUUAAGAGGACACUACGAGAGGGAUUGACGGUAAUUUUAAAACAUCCAAAAAUUAUCUAUUUUGUGGAUGAUAAGAUGCGCUCGGCGUAUACUCAAUUCAAGUGGAAGUUGCACGAUCACUACCAAAAAUGUGGCACAUCUAUUCGGGGACGAGCCACACUUCCUCCACCUGAUCUAUGGGGUGAGAGAUCGACAGAGGAGUGGCAUUGGCUAUGUGAUGAACUCUACACCGAUCCAAAAUAUAUUGAUAAAUGCAAGAAGAAUUCAACUAGCCGAAAGAGACAAAGGAGUACGCAUCGUGGCGGAGCUAUGCCUUUCAUUCAACAUGCUUUGAGGACAGUCAAGGAGGGCAAUCCUUUGUCUUUCAUAGACAAUUGGGCAGCUAUGUAUCAAGAUUCAAAUAGCAAUUGGGUUAGUGAUGCUGCACGUGAUAAAUAUGAUCGACUGAAAAAUAAGAGAGAAGAGCAUAAGGAGAAACUAACCCUAGAGGCACCAGAGGGUACUCCACCAGAAUCUGUACAAGUUACUGCGCGUGAUGAGAUUCCAAUCAUGGCUGAAGAGUGUGGAAGGAAGGGAAAAAGAGUUCGUGGUUUAGGCUCGUUUCCUCGCAUGGAGCUUCCAACUGUUACAUCUUCAACAGCUGUGAGUUCUGAGAUGAACGUAAUGCAAGAUAAAGUUAAGAAGCUUGAAUCAACUGUGGACACUAUGCGGUCACAAAAUGCACAGCUAAUGACAAUGUUGAAGAAGUUCCUGAUGAAUAGCCAAGGCUGUUUUGCUGAUACAGAAAACAUUGACAUGAAUAUCGUAGUACCCAACAGUGAAGAAGAUGAUGUCUUUGGAAGAGAUGAAGACGGUGUCCAAAACAAUGGAGAUAAUUCUGAAACAGAGGAUUUUGAGGAAGAUUUGUGAUUCAUAAAGUCAUUUUUAGUAAUUUUUGGAUUAGGAUUUAGCUAGUCUAGCUUGGCAAACAAUUUUUCUUUUUAUUAGCUAUUAUUAUUUUGUGGGUAGAAUUUUGUAAACUCUAUUUGAUUUAUGAUUUAAUAAAUCUUUUGAUUAA